UGGUUUAAACGCCGAGGCCCGCGCGACCGCUGGAGAUCGUGUCUCGGAAGAGUUUGGCUGUUGUUCCCGACGUAAUCCAGAAUGGCUACUCUGAUCUAUGUUGACAAGGAAAAUGGAGAACCAGGCACCCGUGUGGCUCCUAAGGACGGGCUGAAGCUGGGGUCUGGGCCUUCAGUCAAAGCUUUAGAUGGGAGAUCUCAGGUUUCAACACCACAUGUUGGCAAAAUGUUUGAUGCUCCACCAGCUUUACCUAAAGCUACCAGAAAGGCUUUGGGAACUGUUAACAGAGCUGCAGAAAAGUCAAUAAAAACUAAUGGACCCCUCAAACAGAAACAGACAGCCUUCUCUACCAAAAAGAUGACUGAGAAGACCGUUAAAGCAAAAAGCUCUGUUCCUGCCUCAGAUGACACCUAUCCAGAAAUAGAAAAAUUCUUUCCCUUCAACCCAUUAGAUUUCGAGAGUUUCGACCUGCCGGAAGAGCACCAGAUUGCACACAUGCCCUUGAAUGGAGUGCCUCUCAUGAUCCUCGAUGAGAAGAGGGAGCUUGAACAGCUGUUACACCUGGGCCCCCCUUCACCUCUGAAGAUGUCUCCUCUACCGUGGGAGUCUAAUCUGUUGCAGUCUCCCUCAAGCAUUCUGUCGACCCUGGAUGUUGAAUUGCCACCUGUUUGCUAUGACUUAGAUAUUUAAAUUUCUUAGCACUUUAUAGUCUGUGGGUAUGUAUUAAUAGUUUGUAUUAAUAAAGCAAUUCUUUGUUUAACAAACUCUU
Molecule: messenger RNA, 769 nt
Organism: Aethalodelphis obliquidens (Pacific white-sided dolphin)
Lineage: Eukaryota; Metazoa; Chordata; Mammalia; Artiodactyla; Delphinidae
Gene: PTTG1
Product: PTTG1 regulator of sister chromatid separation, securin
Exons: 6
Coding region: 82-690 (202 amino acids)
Biological process (GO): chromosome organization; homologous chromosome segregation
Cellular component (GO): nucleus; cytoplasm
Source: RefSeq, a predicted model, not a curated record